AUGGCCGAGUCACCCGCCCAUACCGCCCUGCUCACGCAAAAUCCAGCUCAAAAUCCCAAGCCAAAGCCCCAACAAAAACCUCAGCAGCCUGGAGAGCCCAAGCCGAAGAGCGCCAAAGAUCUCAAGAAGGAAAAGCGAGCUGCUGCUGUCGCCGCCCGAGCUGUUGAGGACGGUGCUCAAGGUGGGCCCUCUGGCCGACCUGCCGCUGGUACCCAGGGCGAAGGCCGCAGCUCGCCUGUGGUGUCUCUGAGCGGCCAGUCGAGCAGCACGGCUCCCGCCUCUGCCGGACACUCUGCCGGCUCUUCUGCGCUCCGCCGGCCUCCCAAUGCUUCUGAACCCUCCGCUCCGACGAUAUCCACCAUACAACAAAACCUCUUCUUCUCCCAUCUUCCCCGCACCAUGCCGACCGACACUGUGGCCGCCCUCGACAGCGGCAAGAUCCACCCCAUGAUCAUGCGUGUGGGUGUAUUGAUGAGCAGUGGGCAGCUGAGAGGCGCCAACGCAAGGACUAUUGGCAUGAUGUCGGCGUUUAGAGAGGUGAUCAGAGAUUACGAGUGUCCCGAGGAGGCAGUCUUGUGGAAGGACUUGCCGGUGCACCUGAGUCCGAUGAUUGCCUGGUUGGAGACGUGUCGGCCAAAGGGUGUCGGGGGUGGUAAUGCUAUCCGAUGGCUCAAGAGCGAGAUCAACAAAUUGACGGAAGCCGAGGAUAGGUCGGAAGCCGAGCAAAAAGCUCACUUGGUAGAUGCUAUUGGGCUCUACCUGCGUGACAGGAUAGAAUUUGCCGACCAAGUCAUUGCGGACAGCGCAAAGGAGAAGAUCAAGCCUGGAGACACUGUCGUGACCUUUGCUAGAUCGUCAGUCGUAGAGACUACUCUCCUCGAGGCUUGGACCAGUAUGAGGGAGCAAGAUCCCAAGGCCAGCUUCAACGUUGUCGUAGUCGACUGCCGACCAUUUUUGGAAGGCGAACGUCUCCUGCAGACUCUCCGCGCCUCGGGCCUUCCCUGCACCUACAUCCUCCUCCCUCUCCUUUCCUCCUACCUCCCCCAAGCCGACCUCGUCCUCCUCGGCGCCUCUGCCCUUCACUCUGACGGUGCCUUGUACUCUCGUGCUGGUACUGCCGUCGUCGCCAUGCUCGCCAAAGAGCACCGUGUCCCAGUGGUCGCUUGUGUGGAGACGUACAAGUUUGGCGAAAAGGUUGUUCUGGAUGGUGUGGCGACGAAUGAGCUGGGAGACGUGGAGGGGUUGUUGGAGCUGCCGACAAACAAACCGUUUGCGUUGAAGAAAAAUGGGAAGGCUUUGCCGAGCAAUUUGACGCCGCUUCAUGUGGUGUAUGAUGUGACGCCGCCUUCGUUGGUGACUGCUGUGUGUACAGAGAUUGGAUUCAUCCCUCCCUCUUCCGUCCCCACCGUGUUGGGCAAGUCUUCGGGCGUUGUGUAA
Cryptococcus amylolentus CBS 6039 is the source of this 1437-nucleotide messenger RNA. RefSeq lists its product as hypothetical. The record is from RefSeq and is a predicted model, not a curated record. The coding region runs from base 1 to 1437 and encodes 478 amino acids. NCBI's taxonomy places the organism in Eukaryota, Fungi, Basidiomycota, Tremellomycetes, Tremellales, Cryptococcaceae. The transcript is spliced from 4 exons.